This is a messenger RNA of Thlaspi arvense, 489 nucleotides long. NCBI's taxonomy places the organism in Eukaryota, Viridiplantae, Streptophyta, Magnoliopsida, Brassicales, Brassicaceae. The record is from the annotation of a GenBank genome assembly.
AUGGUAACAUCGGUGUCCAACGUAACGAAGAUAAGACCACCGACGAACUUCAAAGCCCCUCCUCCUCCUAAAAUUAGCGGUACAGUAAGACUUGGAUCAGGAACCCAGAAACAGAACUCCAAGAUCAGUCGUUGUAGAAGGCGAAGGAGAUAUGACAUCAAAGACAGUGAGGAAGUUAGAGGUGGUAUCACCAGUCCCGCAGACAUCGAUAUUGCAAACUCUGUUGAACCUCUCCAUAUCUCCGAAAUCGCCAAAGAACUCAAUCUCAAUCCCGACCACUACGAUCUCUAUGGAAAAUAUAAAGCCAAGGUACUCUUAUCAGUGCUUGAUGAACUUGAAGGAAGAGCUAAUGGGUAUUACGUGGUGGUUGGAGGGAUUACUCCAACACCUCUUGGAGAAGGCAAAUCCACUACUACCGUUGGUCUCUGUCAGGCUUUGGGUGCUUUCUUGAUAAAAAGUAAUUCACAUGAAGAAGGAGUUAUCCCAUAG